AGCCUUCGGCUCAAGCCUUUGGCUCAAGCCAUUUCGUUUCGAGGCGCCUCCGCGGCUCGCCGAAGGGAUCCGAACCUCGAGUCUGCCUGUGCGAGGCCUCGAUGCCGCCCGCGCGCGCCGCCCUCAGCGCCGCCCUCGCCGCGGCCAUCGCCGCCGCCAGCGCCGCCGGACCGGCGCCGCCCACCGCGGUGUGGCCGCAGCCGCGGCAGGCGGCCAGCGGCUCCGCGGCGGUGCCCGUGGCGCCGGGCCCGGACUUCUUCUCCCUCGGCGGCCACGGCGAGAGCCCGCUGCUCGAGGCCGCCUUCGAGCGCUACGCGGCCCUGACCUUCCCGCACGCCGGGGGGGCCACGCCCGUCAGCCGGGCAGGGGCGGUGGUCGGCCUGGUCCUCUCCGUGUGGGUGCUCGGCGAGGCCCACCCGCAGGUGUCCACGGACGAGAGCUACAACCUGUCCGUGCCCUCGGCGGGGGGCGUCGCCGUGGCGAGCUCGAGGACGGUGUUCGGAGCGCUGCGGGCCCUCGAGACCUUCUCGCAGCUCGUGCGAUUCGACUUCGAUCGCGGCGCCUACGUCGUCGACGGGGCGCCCUGGGUGAUCCAGGACCGGCCCCGCUUCCCGCAUCGCGGGCUGAUGAUCGAUUCGGCAAGGCACUUCUUGUCGCUGCCGUCCAUUCGGCAGAUCAUCGACACCCUGCCGUAUGCGAAGCUGAACGUGCUGCACUGGCACAUGGUCGAUCAGCAGUCCUUCCCCUUCCAGUCGAAGAGCAGCCCCAAGCUCUGGGAAGGCUCGUACUCUGCAGUGGAGAGGUACACGCAAGCCGAUGUAGAGUCUGUUGUCGAGUACGCUCGCUUGCGCGGAGUGCGGGUGAUGGUGGAGUUCGACGUGCCUGGCCACGCGGCGAGCUGGUGCAUCGGUUACCCUGAGAUCUGUCCAGCGGCCGAUUGUCAGAUGCCUUUGAACGUGGCCUCUGAAGCUACAUUCAACCUUAUCGAAGGCCUCAUCUCCGAGGUUGCGGGCACGGGAUCUUCAAAGAGUCAUGAUGCGUCUGGGCUCUUUCCUGAUUCGUUCGUACAUUUGGGCGGCGACGAAGUAAAUACAUCCUGUUGGACCAAGACGCCGUCGGUGGCGUCUUGGCUUCAGGAGCGCAACCUCACAGCUGACGAGGGCUACGCCUAUUUUGCCAAGCGAGUUGCGUCCAUGGUAAUCCAGCGUGGUCACCGCCCCGUGCAGUGGUCGGAAGUCUACGACCACUUUAAGGCAUCACUUCCGAAGGAGACCAUCGUUCAUAUUUGGAAGGGCGUCACCAAUGUGACCGAGGUCGUCGCCAACGGCUACGAUGUCCUGAUCAACGUGGCCACCGGAGACAAGCCGUGGUACCUCGACUACCUGAACAUCAAGUGGGACGCGGUGUACCGGAACGACCCUUGCCACGGCAUACCCACCGACGAGCUCUGCGCUCGCGUUCUCGGCGGCCACGGGGAGAUGUGGGGGGAGACCGUGGAUGGCUCGGACCUGCAGAGCACGGUCUGGCCGCGCCUGGCGGCCAUCGCCGAGAAGCUCUGGAGCGGCCGCUCCCAGACCGAGGACGUGGCCGAGGUCCUGCCCCGCAUCCGCGCCUUCCGGUGCCUGCUGCUGCAGCGGGGCGUGGCCGCUGCCCCCGUGGACAACGCGCAGGCCCGGGCGGCGCCCGCGGGGCCGGGCUCCUGCUUCGAGCAGGGUGCCAGGGCCCCGGGCUCCGCGCGCCCUGUCGGCGAGAGGGCCAUCCUGCUCUGAGCGCGCCUGCCCAGGAGGGAGGAGGGUGG
Prorocentrum cordatum is the source of this 1798-nucleotide messenger RNA. Lineage: Eukaryota; Dinophyceae; Prorocentrales; Prorocentraceae. The record is from the annotation of a GenBank genome assembly.